Messenger RNA from Aureobasidium melanogenum CBS 110374, 567 nucleotides. RefSeq lists its product as uncharacterized. The coding region runs from base 1 to 567 and encodes 188 amino acids. The record is from RefSeq and is a predicted model, not a curated record. The transcript has 2 exons. NCBI's taxonomy places the organism in Eukaryota, Fungi, Ascomycota, Dothideomycetes, Dothideales, Saccotheciaceae.
AUGCGUUUCGCUGUUGUUGCCUCUGCUCUCUUCGCCGGCCUUGCCGUUGCCGCUCCUGCCGUCACUGAGACCGUCCACUCUACUGAGGUUGAGACCAUCACCUCCUGCGGUCCUGAGGUCACAAACUGCCCUGCCAGAACUCAAUCUAGCAGCGUUGUUGUCCCUACUUCGGCUCCCGUUGUUCCUACUUCGGCCCCUGUUGCUGCCGCUGUCCAGAACACCUCUGCUCCCGCAGUUCCUGAGCUCUCCACUGUCACCCUUUACUCCACCAAGGCUGUCACCAUCUCCUCGUGCGCUCCUGAGGUCACAAACUGUCCUUUGAGAAUGUCAUCUUCUCUGGUUUCCGUCGGAACCACCGUUGUUCCCGCCGCCCAGGUCCCUACCUCUGCACCUUUCGCCAUGUCUAACUCCACCAUGCCCGUUGGUGCCAUGGGAACUGCUGCUUCCACUGGCUUCGGCGCUUCUGCCACUGGUGCCAUGCCCUCAUCCUACACUGGUGCUGCUGGCAAGCUCAACGCCGGUAUGGCCCUUGCCGGUGUUGCUGGUUUCGCCGCUCUCCUCAUCUAA